This is a messenger RNA of Gadus morhua (Atlantic cod), 2152 nucleotides long. It is a transcript of the gene klf1, whose product is annotated as Kruppel like factor 1 (erythroid). The coding region runs from base 315 to 1508 and encodes 397 amino acids. The transcript is spliced from 4 exons. The record is from RefSeq and is a predicted model, not a curated record. Gene Ontology annotation, molecular function: DNA-binding transcription factor activity, RNA polymerase II-specific; RNA polymerase II cis-regulatory region sequence-specific DNA binding. NCBI's taxonomy places the organism in Eukaryota, Metazoa, Chordata, Actinopteri, Gadiformes, Gadidae. Gene Ontology annotation, biological process: regulation of transcription by RNA polymerase II.
UGCUUGCACACACCCACACUAACCACACGCACACAUGCACAGAAACACGCUCCACCUUCCAACGGUCAGAAGCAACAUGAAACAGAGAGAUUUGAAGUGAAGCUCGCAGCUGACAGAGAUAGACAAGAGAGAGAGAGGGGGAGCAAGAGGCAGAGGGGGGGCAACAUGGAGACCGGGAGGCCGCUUUAGACUUUAAACUUGUUGAGUUUGACUCAAUCGGUACGAGGGGAUUCACUCACUGUUUCUGUUUAUUCCUUUAAUUCCCACGUUUAUGUGAUUGGUCAUAAAGCUGUUGAUCAGAGCAGGACUCCCUCAUGGCGGUCGUGCAGGCUGUACUGCCCUCCUUCAGCUCCUUCUCUGACUGCCCCCUGCCCCAGGCCGAGAUGAAGUUGGAGGAUUUAGAUGAGGACCCUUUCACUCAGAGCGACGUCCUUUCGGACGGCGCCUCAGGACAGCAGCAGGCGUCCUGUUCCAUCAAAGAGGAGCUCCUCAACCACGACAGCGAUGCAUCCUGGGACAUCGAGUUCCUGCUGUCCGAGUGGAGCAACCCGUCCCCUGGGUUCUCCCCUCCUCUGGACUACAGCACCCAGCCCCCCCAGCCGGCGGACCAGAGCACCCUGUACCCCGAGGGCCACCUGUUUGACGCGCUGUCGCGCCGCGACGCCCCGCCCAUGGGCGGCGGCGGCGGCGAGCUCGGACCCCCGUCUCUGGCGGAGAGCUCGCUGUCGGCCAUCCCGGAGCUGUACCUCCGGGGCUACGGCGGGAACGACCCCGCGGGCCCGCCCUCGUACCCCGCCCCCCCGCACCCCGACCCCUUCGGCCUCUGCCAGGGGUCCGGCGGCAUGGAGGGUCCCGGCGAGGACAUGGGCCCCCUUGGCGAGGCGCUGGCCCCGUGGGACUUCGGCCCCUACCCCUCCCACUACCCCCAGCAGCAGCCGCCCCCCCUCCUCGCCACGCGGCCCUACCCGGAGGGCCGGUUCCUCCACGCCCCCGCCGCGCCGCCCAGCUACAACUACCCCCUCCACCACCAACCCCCCCCCCACCUGCACCUGCAGCAGCAGCACCACCAACACCAGCAGCACGCCAAUCUCUACUACCACUACCCCCCGCAGCACGGGCAGGCCGGCGGCCAUUACUCCCUCUUGCAGCAAGGCAUCAUGGUCCGGGCACCGCUGGCCAGAGGGUCCGGGGGCGGAGGGGGGGUGGAGGGGAGGCGGGCCCGCAGGGCGACGGUGAAGAGGAAGCCGGCCGUCCACAGGUGUGAAUUCCCCGGCUGCAGCAAGACCUACACCAAGAGCUCCCACCUCAAGGCGCACAUGCGCACGCACACAGGGGAGAAGCCGUACCACUGCUCCUGGGAGGGCUGUGGCUGGAAGUUCGCCCGCUCGGACGAGUUGACGCGACACUACAGGAAACACACGGGGCAGAAGCCCUACGAGUGUGGGCUCUGUCAGAGGGCCUUCUCCCGCUCGGACCACCUGGCGCUUCACAUGAAGAGACACACCUGAGACACACACACACCGGUGGGGAUCAACAUUUGAACUGGGAGCUGAUGGGUCGCAGACAUAUCGAUGAAUACACUGUAGACUGUAGACACCUUUACAGCAGACGUAAACACUAACGCAGACCUCCCAGAAGGUAUGACGUAGGGAGGUUUGGAAAGGUUGUGUCUGUGGUUCAAGGUUAUGACCGAUCGCUGUCUCAACCCCCAGAGGGCAACUGAUAUCUUUGUCUCAUUCCCAUACACAGAACCUUUUUGAGUUUGAACUAAAAGUUACAACUUUUUACUUUAAGUCUUUUAUAAAUAUUGUUUUCCGUUAGUAAGCCAGAGUAUAGCUAUAGCUAUAGUAGUAUGUGUUUGUUUUGCCUGCUAUUGUGUUAUUUGCCUGUUAAUGUAAAGUGAAACACUGUGCAUUGAUGUACUAGGGCGUGGUUGGGCAGGCCAUCAAUCAGACUACUUAAGUUCAAAACGGACACAUUUACACUGGACAUCUGUAAAUAAGUAGACUUAUCAAUAUUAUCAGUUGUAAUAAAUUAAAUAUUUACAUAUUUAUUAGAAAUAUAUUUGAAUAAUGUGUCUUCUUUUUUUUUUACACUUUGUACAUUUGGCUUAUCAUGUUCAUGUGUUAAUAAAGAUGAAGGUUGAAAAUGA